CUCUCCUCAAUGUCAGACAAUGAUCCUGGGAAUCACUUCAAUAAUAGUCUGGUCCCCCAGCUGGCCUCGGGACGAGGUUACUUCAAUAAUAGUCUGGUCCCCCAGCUGGCCUCGGGACGAGGUUACUUCAAUAAUAGUCUGGUCCCCCAGCUGGCCUGGGGACGAGGUUACUUCAAUAAUAGUCUGGUCCCCCAGCUGGACUCGGGACGAGGUUACUUCAAUAAUAGUCUGGUCCCCCAGCUGGCCUCGGGACGAGGUUACUUCAAUAAUAGUCUGGUCCCCCAGCUGGCCUGGGGACGAGGUUACUUCAAUAAUAGUCUGGUCCCCCAGCUGGCCUCGGGACGAGGUUACUUCAAUAAAAGUCUGGUCCCCCAGCUGGCCUGGGGACGAGGUUACUUAAAUAAUAGUCUGGUCCCCCAGCUGGCCUGGGGACGAGGUCACUUCAAUAAUAGUCUGGUCCCCCAGCUGGCCUCGGGACGAGGUUACUUCAAUAAAAGUCUGGUCCCCCAGCUGGCCUGGGGACGAGGUUACUUAAAUAAUAGUCUGGUCCCCCAGCUGGCCUGGGGACGAGGUCACUUCAAUAAUAGUCUGGUCCCCCAGCUGGCCUCGGGACGAGGUUACUUCAAUAAUAGUCUGGUCCCCCAGCUGGCCUGGGGACAAGGUUACUUAAAUAAUAGUCUGGUCCCCCAGCUGGCCUGGGGACGAGGUUACUUAAAUAAUAGUCUGGUCCCCCAGCUGGCCUGGGGACGAGGUCACUUCAAUAAUAGUCUGGUCCCCCAGCUGGCCUCGGGACGAGGUUACUUCAAUAAUAGUCUGGUCCCCCAGCUGGCCUCGGGACGAGGUUACUUCAAUAAUAGUCUGGUCCCCCAGCUGGCCUGGGGACAAGGUUACUUCAAUAACAGUCUGGUCCCCCAGCUGGCCUCGGGACGAGGUUACUUCAAUAAAAGUCUGGUCCCCCAGCUGGCCUGGGGACGAGGUUACUUAAAUAAUAGUCUGGUCCCCCAGCUGGCCUCGGGACGAGGUUACUUCAAUAAUAGUCUGGUCCCCCAGCUGGCCUGGGGACAAGGUUACUUCAAUAAUAGUCUGGUCCCCCAGCUGGCCUGGGGACGAGGUUACUUCAAUAAUAGUCUGGUCCCCCAGCUGGCCUGGGGACAAGGUUACUUCAAUAACAGUCUGGUCCCCCAGCUGGCCUCGGGACGAGGUUACUUCAAUAAUAGUCUGGUCCCCCAGCUGGCCUGGGGACGAGGUUACUUCAAUAAUAGUCUGGUCCCCCAGCUGGCCUCGGGACGAGGUUACUUCAAUAAUAGUCUGUUCCCCCAGCUGGCCUGGGGACAAGGUUACUUCAAUAAUAGUCUGGUCCCCCAGCUGGCCUGGGGACGAGGUUACUUCAAUAAUAGUCUGGUCCCCCAGCUGGCCUGGGGACGAGGUUACUUCAAUAAUAGUCUGGUCCCCCAGCUGGCCUGGGGACGAGGUUACUUCAAUAAUAGUCUGGUCCCCCAGCUGGCUUGGGGACGAGGUUACUUCAAUAAUAGUCUGGUCCCCCAGCUGGCCUGGGGACGAGGUUAG
Messenger RNA from Coregonus clupeaformis (lake whitefish), 1566 nucleotides. RefSeq lists its product as uncharacterized. The record is from RefSeq and is a predicted model, not a curated record. Bases 10 to 1566 code for a protein of 518 amino acids. The transcript has 2 exons. NCBI's taxonomy places the organism in Eukaryota, Metazoa, Chordata, Actinopteri, Salmoniformes, Salmonidae.